Molecule: messenger RNA, 1320 nt
Organism: Iphiclides podalirius (scarce swallowtail)
Lineage: Eukaryota; Metazoa; Arthropoda; Insecta; Lepidoptera; Papilionidae
Source: the annotation of a GenBank genome assembly
AUGAAUGUCUUACCUGCUCAGCCAACCGGCAUACAAAGUACAGCUGGAGCAGUACCCAUUCGAAAUGAGAAAGGUGAAAUUUCUAUGCAAAAAGUCAAAGUCCAGAGGUACAUUUCGGGUAAAAAGCCAGAUUAUGCACAAGGAGUUUCCUCGUCUGAAGAGUCUGAUGGUGAAGAUUUUAUUGAACAACAAAAACCGGAACGCAGACUUCAGAUUAUAUCUCAAAUUGGCAAAAAUGAGGAGCAGAGUGAUUUAGAAAAGGAAGUUGAUGAUCCUCGGUUGCGUCGCUUACGCUUGGCGACAAGAUCACCCAAUCGACGUUCGGAGCAUAGGCCAGAAAUAAUUGAUGCAGAACCGGAACCGGAGUCAGAGUCAAGUGCUGAGGAAGCGCGCCAUAGUUCCGAGAGUGAUGAUGAUUUAGAUGAGGAAGAGAUAGAGAAACGGCGGCAAGCGUUAAAAGCUAAAUUAGCUGCUAGGGAAGCAGAAAAGGAAGUUCUGGGAAGAGAUGAGGAUGAGGAAAUGUUGGAUGGAGAAAAGGAGGAGAGUGAUUCGUCAGAUACAGAAUACACAGACAGCGAGGAGGACACAGGUCCGAGGGUAAAACCCGUGUUUGUCAGGGCGUCGGAAAGAAUGACCGUUGCGGAAAAGGAACGCAAGAUGAAACAGCAGAAGAAGGAAGAGUCGGACGCACGAAAAGAGAAGGAGGAGAGGAGAAGGGAAGCAUUGAAGUUGGUCGAGGAAACGAUUCGUUCGGAACAAAGGGGCGCGCAGGGGGAUCAAAAGGAGGCUAAUAUUAAUGACGUGUGCACUGACGACGAAAACGACGAAUUGGAGUACGAAGCAUGGAAGCUGCGUGAAAUGAAAAGGAUAAAACGGGACAAGGAGGAAAGAGAGGCAAUAGAAAAAGAACUGCUUGCCAUAGAGCGCUUGCGUAAUAUGACUGAGGAAGAACGUCGCGUCGAGCAACGUCUCAAUCCCAAAAUUGUCACAAAUAAAUCGGUCAAGGGCAAGUACAAGUUCCUGCAGAAGUAUUACCACAGAGGUGCCUUUUAUCUGGACAAAGACGAUGACGUUUAUAAACAAGACUUCUCUGGUCCUACGCUCGAUGACCAUUUCGACAAGACUGUUUUGCCAAAGGUGAUGCAGGUGAAGAAGUUCGGCCGCUCCGGGCGCACGAAGUACACGCACCUGGUCGACCAGGACACGACCGAGUUCGACUCGGCGUGGAACGGCGACGGCGCCAACGCCCGCCUGGCCAACUUCCGCGGCGGCAUGAGGCAGGUGUUCGAGCGGCCGUCGGCCAAGAGGAAGCACGCGGUC